Phalaenopsis equestris is the source of this 845-nucleotide messenger RNA. RefSeq names its product nascent polypeptide-associated complex subunit alpha-like protein 1. Gene Ontology annotation, cellular component: cytoplasm; nascent polypeptide-associated complex. Gene Ontology annotation, biological process: protein targeting to membrane. The transcript has 4 exons. The record is from RefSeq and is a predicted model, not a curated record. The coding region runs from base 75 to 680 and encodes 201 amino acids. Lineage: Eukaryota; Viridiplantae; Streptophyta; Magnoliopsida; Asparagales; Orchidaceae.
ACUCUAAUCCAAUCGAGCGAAGCGCGUCAUCUCCAUCGGAGCUAGGGUUUUUUCUGUGCCUUUCUAUAGUCGCCAUGAGUGCCCAGACGCAAGAAGAGCUCCUCGCGGCUCACCUCGAGCAACAAAAGAUAAACCCCGAUGAGCCUAUUGUUGAAGAUGAUGAUGAUGAAGAUGAUGAUGAGGAUGACGAUGAGAAAGAUGACGAGAAUGUAGAAGGUCAAGCGGGUGAUGCGAGUGGCAGAUCCAAGCAAAGCAGAAGCGAAAAAAAGAGCAGAAAGGCCAUGCUGAAGCUCGGAAUGAAACCCAUCCCUGGUAUCAGCCGUGUCACAGUGAAGAAGAGCAAAAAUAUCCUCUUCGUCAUCUCAAAACCAGACGUGUUUAAGAGCCCGAAUUCCGACACGUACGUAAUCUUAGGCGAAGCGAAGAUCGAGGAUCUGAGCUCGCAAUUGCAAAGCCAGGCUGCUGAGCAGUUCCGAGCCCCGGAUCUGAGCCAUGUGAUAAGCAGCAAGCCGGACACGUCAGUAGCUCAAGACGAUGAAGAGGUCGACGAAACUGGGGUGGAACCGAAGGACAUUGAGUUGGUGAUGACUCAGGCUGGUGUUUCGAGGAGCAAGGCUGUUAAGGCUCUUAAAGCGGCUGAUGGUGAUAUUGUUACUGCUAUCAUGGAGUUGACCACGUAAGUUUUUUAUGGGUUGAGCUUAUUGUUUGUUGUCGGUGGCUUUUGCUGUUAUUGGUGAUAUUUAAUUACAUUUCAGCCAUAAAACUUAGUGUUGUUCUGCUAGUUGGCACUGUAAGCUAUCUAAAAUCAUGAUUUGUUUAAAUUUGAUGUGAUACUUUGUUUUGCA